AGCACAGUAAUGAGAGUGGCCCAGGUUUGUGGUGUCCUCCCAGUUCCUUCCAACCAUCUCUGGAGGAUAGCUUUUGUGAUUCUAUUCUGGUCUGUGGUUAAGGUUUGAAGCCGUGGAAGAGUUGGUUGAUAGGAAAAGUGAGGUUCAUUCUCAUGCUGUUUGGGCUUGCAUUGCAAAUAAAAGGAGCUCAAUGACCCCCCAGUUAUGGGAAUACUUACCCUUUCUUCUUUUG
Geodia barretti is the source of this 232-nucleotide messenger RNA. Lineage: Eukaryota; Metazoa; Porifera; Demospongiae; Tetractinellida; Geodiidae. The record is from the annotation of a GenBank genome assembly.